CACGGGCUCCCCUCGCCCGGCAGAGAAACAGCUGGAAAAGGUUCCCUGAGACGAGAAGGCUGCUCAUCUUCCUCUGGCCAUACGUUGUAAAGGAAGUAAUGCAUGCAGAGUAACAGAACACUGCGUGGUGAGCGAGUGUGAAAUGCUCGGGCUGUGAUUCAACUCUUCGCUGCCUGCCGGAAUCCAACUGGCUCUGAAAUUGAGAGGAACUUUUAUUUCCAUUCAGCUGUCGAGUUCUUCUCUUGAUUGGAGUGCAUAUUGGAAUAACAUCUCCAGCGAUGCCCAUGCCCUUCAGAGCCAGGGGGCUGCCUCCCGGGCAUGGCCACCGGGCCUCCUGCAGCCCCCUGAGUCCGCUCCUGCCUGGCCCCCUGCACCCGCCCCCCGCCAAGGGCCUUUACUACCGCAGGGCCCGCCAGGUGGGCGCCCUGGACGCCUCCCCGGCCGCGGACCUGAAGAAGGAGAUCCUGGUCAACGUCGGGGGCAGGCGGUACGUCCUCCCCUGGAGCACCCUGGACGACUUUCCGCUGAGCCGCCUGAGCAAACUCAGGUUGUGCCGCAACCACGAGGAGAUCUCACAGCUCUGCGAUGAUUACGACGAGGACAACCAGGAGUUCUUCUUUGACCGGAGCCCCAGUGCGUUCGGCAUGAUCGUGAGCUUCCUGGCGGCCGGCCGGCUGGCCCUGCUGCGGGGGACGUGCGUGCUGUCCUUCCGGGAAGAGCUGGCCUACUGGGGCAUCGAGGAGGCCCACCUGGAGAAAUGCUGCCUGCGCGAGCUGCUCAGGAAGCUGGAGGAGCUGGCCGAGCUGCGCCAGCAGGAGACGCUGCACCUGCAGCAGGAGGCCAGGCGCCCCUCGGGGGACCCCUCUCGCUGGGGGGUCUUCAUGCACUGGCUGCGGGAGACCGUGGAAAACCCGCACUCCGGGCUCCCCGGCAAGGUCUUUGCUUGUCUGUCCAUCCUCUUUGUGGCCACCACAGCGGUCAGCCUGUGUGUCAGCACCAUGCCCGACCUGAGGGCCGAGGAAGACAAGGGUGAGUGCUCUCAGAAGUGCUACUAUAUUUUCAUCGUGGAGACGGUCUGCGUGGCCUGGUUUUCCCUGGAGUUCUGUCUGCGGUUUGUCCAGGCCCAGAACAAGUGCGAGUUUUUCCAAGGCCCCCUGAACAUCAUCGACAUCCUGGCCAUCUCCCCGUACUACGUGUCCCUGGCGGUGUCGGGCGAGCCCCGGGAGGAUGGCGAGAGGCCAGGCGGGGGCUCCUACCUGGAGAAGGUGGGGCUGGCGCUGAGGGUGCUGCGGGCGCUGCGCAUCCUCUACGUGAUGCGCCUGGCCCGCCACUCGCUGGGGCUGCAGAGCCUGGGCCUCACCGUGCGCCGCUGCACGCGCGAGUUUGGCCUGCUCCUCCUCUUCCUCUGCGUGGCCGUCACCCUCUUCUCCCCUCUGGUCUAUGUGGCCGAGAACGAGUCCGGGCGGGUCCUGGAGUUCACCAGCAUCCCGGCCUCCUACUGGUGGGCCGUCAUCUCCAUGACCACGGUGGGCUACGGAGACAUGGUCCCGCGCAGCGUGCCGGGCCAGAUGGUGGCCCUCAGCAGCAUCCUGAGUGGGAUCCUCAUCAUGGCCUUCCCAGCCACAUCCAUCUUCCACACCUUCUCACACUCCUACCUGGAGCUCAAGAAGGAGCAGGAGCAACUCCAAGCGCGCCUUCGCCACCUGCAACACGCCGCCACGGCCGGUGAACACGAACUCCUGGGUGACGUCGACGACCUGGUCCCAGAGGGCCCCACCUUGCCCACUAACUACAUUUAACUCAAAACCCUCCAUGAAAAGGGCAGGACUGCAACCCAGCGCCCUCGGCUGACCCAGCUAGAGAACACCAGGUGUAGACCAUCUGGUAGGAUGUUUCUA
Nyctereutes procyonoides (raccoon dog) is the source of this 1898-nucleotide messenger RNA. It is a transcript of the gene KCNG4, whose product is annotated as potassium voltage-gated channel modifier subfamily G member 4. Gene Ontology annotation, biological process: protein homooligomerization; potassium ion transmembrane transport. The transcript is spliced from 4 exons. Gene Ontology annotation, molecular function: delayed rectifier potassium channel activity. Gene Ontology annotation, cellular component: voltage-gated potassium channel complex; membrane. Bases 279 to 1799 code for a protein of 506 amino acids. The record is from RefSeq and is a predicted model, not a curated record. NCBI's taxonomy places the organism in Eukaryota, Metazoa, Chordata, Mammalia, Carnivora, Canidae.